Serendipita indica DSM 11827 is the source of this 561-nucleotide messenger RNA. The record is from the annotation of a GenBank genome assembly. NCBI's taxonomy places the organism in Eukaryota, Fungi, Basidiomycota, Agaricomycetes, Sebacinales, Serendipitaceae.
AUGGAUGUUGGACAGCGCGCGUUAGACAUCUUCCGUUCUCAGGCGACCGUACAAAAAGGCGUGGGCCCGACUGAUUGCCAGACGCGCGAGUUUGUCUUGACUCCCUCUUUCGCUGACCGUGUUGGUCCGUUUCUCCAUUCUUUCUGGACAUUUUAUCGGCCUGGUGCCUUUAUUUUCAUCUUGUUGUACCCCUCUUUCUUCUACAUUAUGCAACUCCCACCAUCUUGGAUUGCCCUCAGUGUCCUUCUCCUGGCUGUCUCACCAGCAGUACAGGCAGCUCCCUUGCCUGCCAGUGUCGACUUGGUGGACAGGGAUGUCCACGUCUAUUCGUUUAUCCCGGUGAAUGAACAUACACGACCGGAUAUCACGGAGAAACAUCUUGAUGUCCAUAAAGCGUCUGAAAUGCGGCAGAUGGCGGGCAAAGUAGAAAUGAUCGAGAAGCGUUCUGAAGGCGUGAUGGAAGAUUUGGAGCGCCGCUUUGGUAUAGGCCUGGCGGUCAAGACGGCGUGGCGAGUUGGAAGUUUUAUCGCGUCUCACCACCACCACGAUAAUCAGAAUUAG